Messenger RNA from Pseudoliparis swirei, 3331 nucleotides. RefSeq names its product signal recognition particle 68 (gene srp68). Lineage: Eukaryota; Metazoa; Chordata; Actinopteri; Perciformes; Liparidae. Gene Ontology annotation, molecular function: signal recognition particle binding; endoplasmic reticulum signal sequence receptor activity; protein binding. Bases 40 to 1818 code for a protein of 592 amino acids. The record is from RefSeq and is a predicted model, not a curated record. Gene Ontology annotation, biological process: SRP-dependent cotranslational protein targeting to membrane. The transcript is spliced from 16 exons. Gene Ontology annotation, cellular component: signal recognition particle, endoplasmic reticulum targeting.
GAGCAUGUGUAAAUGCCGCUUAGCUGUUAGCAUUUAGAGAUGGCCUCAGACAAGCAAAACGACGCUAAACUGUCGUCUGUGGAUGAAAACAAAAAGAACUCAUCGGAUGGAGGACUUGGACUCGAAAUUUUGCAAAUAAUCAAGGAGUCCCAGCAGCAGCAUGGUCUCAGACACGGAGACUACCAGAGAUACCGGGGUUACUGCUCCCGUAGAAUGCGUCGCCUGCGCAAAACUCUUGGUUUCAGGAUGGGCAACCGACACAAGUUCAUUGGGAAGAAAAUAACGGUCGAAAUGCUCUCUGAUAGCAGGUAUCUGUUGCUGGUUUUGAUGGAGGCCGAGCGUGCGUGGAGUUACGCCAUGCAGCUGAAGCAGGAGGCUAACACAGAGCCACGUAAGCGCUUCCACCUGUUGGCACGACUACGCAAGGCAGCCAAGCACAGCGAGAAACUGGAGAAGCUCUGCGAGAGCCCGCGCGUUGACGCCAAGACCAAACUCGAGGCGCAGGCCUACACUUCAUACCUGACUGGUAUGGUGGUGUUUGAACUGCAGGAGUGGAAGCUCGCCAUGGAGGCCUUCAACAAGUGCAAGACCAUCUAUGAGAAGCUGGCCAGUGCUUUCACAGAGGAGCUGGCAGUUCUGUAUCGCCAGCGUGUGGACGAGAUAUCGCCCAACAUCCGCUACUGUGCUUACAACAUCGGAGACCAGAACGCCAUCAAUGACUUGAUGCAGAUGAGACUGACUGGAGGAGGAGGAGGCAUGAUGGCUGAGAAACUAGAGGCUCUGAUCACUCAGGCAAGAACCAAGCAGGCAGCCACCAUGAGCGAGGUGGAGUGGCGAGGGCGGUCGGUGCCCGUCAAGAUCGACAAGGCCCGCAUCUUCCUGUUGGGUCUGGCAGACAAUGAAGCCGCUAUCGCUCAGACGGCUAACGAGGAGACCAAAGAGCAUCUUUAUGAGACCCUGCUGGCCGAGUGCAGAGACACCAUCCAGGCUGUGAGAGAGGAACUCAAGAGCGAGGCGAAGCAACGCGAGAGGGGCUCUGAAGGUGACGGCGGCAAGGUGUCCAACCUGCAGUUCCUGCACAGUUACCUAACCUACAUCAAGCUGUGUACGCUGGUGAAGAGGAAUGAGAGCAUGGCCCAUACCCUGCAGGCUAAACUGAAGGAGCCCGAAGCAGACGAGAGCAAGAGAGGGGCCCGUCCACAGGAUCUCAUCCGCCUCUACGACAUCAUCCUGCAGAGUCUGGCUGAGCUGUCCACCCUGCAGGGCCUGGAGGAUGACCACACCUUCCAGAAGGAGGUGUCCCUCAAGACGCUGGUCUACAAGGCCAACAGGUGUUUCUUCAUAGCUCAGUCGUACGUGCUGGUGAAGAAGUGGAGCGAGGCCUUAGUGCUGUAUGAGAGGGUGCUGAAAUAUGCCACGGAGGUGCAGUCCAAGACCAAGAACCUCAAGAACAGCCUCGAGGAUCUCCCUGACGUCCAGGAGCUCAUUGCUGAGGUCAACGCUGAGAAAUACUCCCUUCAAGCUGCUGCUAUUUUAGACACUGAGGAGACUGCUGACGUCAGCUCCCAGCAGCAGGUCAAAGACAACACGCCCCUCUGCGACCGCCUGGAGACUUUCCGCCUGGAACCGUCCCUUGUGGGAAAGCAGCCCAAUUUGGUCCAGUUCCCUCCUGACUUCCAGCCAAUUCCCUGCAAGCCCCUGUUCUUUGACCUUGCCCUCAACCACGUGGCCUUCCCAUCCCUGGACGACAAGGUGGAGCAGAAGGGCAAGGGUGGUCUCACCGGCUACAUCAAGGGCAUCUUUGGCUUUGGCAGCUAAAUGGAUCCUCCGGGCUUUGGAUUCAACUGGAGAGCCGCAAGGUCCCGAGUUCACCACAAACAACCGGCCCUGGGGCGGUCGUUAAUUAGAAUACUUAAAAUUACUUUCAUGUUUUAUUAUUUUAAUUUCUCUUCUUUUUUUGCCUAAGCGCAAGAUGAGUGGAGUUUGCAGCUCUGUGGGCGGCGAUGAAGUGAUCGGAUCAAUUUCAAGUAGCAAUAUGGCCUAAGUUCAACUGCCACCUUCAGCAACGGCAUCAGGCUGCAGCCACUCCCUCCUCACUCUGACAUGAGGCGUCGGUGUCUUUCAGGCUCUACGGGUUGCCAUGUCUGCAGCUACAGACGAGUCAUCUGUCGUCAGUCUCACGAUCCCGUCUGAGAUAACGAAACCACUUGGUCAGCAUUAGGACUGUUUUUGUUUCUUUCUUCUAAUUUUUUUUUUUCACCGUCAUGUAAGCGCCUUCAUUUAACAACGUCAGUUAUUUGUCUUUAUGCGAGAGAUGUUGUCGGCGUCUUUUUUUUUUUUUUAAAGGUAAAAUUGACAAAGUGCAGUUUUGUUAGUGCAGCUACUAUAAAACCUAAAGUAGUGCUUUCAAGCAGCGUCAAUGUUCAGUGAAAUGUAGUUCAGCAAACUGAAGCUGUUUUAUCAAUCAUCAUAUUUUUCAGAAGACUUCUGCUGCGAUCCAAUUCUUCCCUCCACCUCUGCUUUGUUUUUUGUUUUAUAAAUGUGCAUGAAUUGUUUUUUUAAUUUGUCACCUCCAACCUACACGGGUCAUAAUGUAAAUGUUGUCCUGUAUGACAUUAGGCACCAAAAGUGCCAUCGUGUUCGAGAAGCGUCCAACUGCUUCAACCCGUCUGAACGGAAGCGCAAGCCGCCAUCUUUAACGCCCCUCCGCUCGCUGAGGGCCGUGUGGAACCAGUGCAGCGCUUCACACUGUCAUCAAUUCAGGUGUUGUGUUUUUAUUUUUAUUUUCAUUUCAUCAAAAUCAAUGUUGUAAGAGGAGCAGUCGUCAUUGGUGACUGGAGGGAGUUUUCAGCAGCCUUUCAUUCAUUCACACCUGUUUGUUCGUCAUGAGUGGGACUCGAAUGUUGUCAUCAGCAAUGGCGUGUCGAUGAAUAUUCUGUAACUAUAAAAACCUUUCUUGAUAUAUUUGUUGUCAUAACGACCACAUCAAAGCAGCUCUCACCCUCUGGUCCUUCAGGACCUUGUUUGUCUGCCGGUUAAACACGAGCUCGAGGAUUUGUUUAGUGUCUCAUUUUCACUCGAACAUUUAACUGUUAUGCUUUUUUUUUUUUUUUUUUUUUUAAUAUAAACGUUUUUGGUUCGAAUUUAAGUAUUUUUUUCUCUUUUUGUUAAAUAAUUAAGAUGGAAGUGCUGGAAUAGUUUCAGCACUUUGCCUCGCUUUGGCCUGGAAAAUAAACGGGAUCAAUAUUUGUUGGAAUGAGAAAUGACCUGAUGAAAAAUGUAUGAAUUGAUUUAAUUUCCAGACCUAUGAUUAAAAUAUAUUUGCACCAAA